ACACAACCCAUUUUUUUCAUCUUCCGAAGCGACUACUUCUAUCACUAUAUUUCAGGCGCAGUUAUCAUGGGGCGAACGGAGAAGUCCCAGGGCCUUGCACCUCCUGCCAUUCGCAAAGACAUCCGCGCGAAGCAAGCACGUCAUAUUAUCAACAAAGUUGUACCAGCUAUUCUAGCUUCGAACCCGAAAGCCAGGCGAGGCGCUGACACUAGUGAGUUGGUAUCUGAUCCAGGUCCAGCAUCAAGCAAGCAGAUCCAAAAGCUUGAUGAAGGCGGCGAAGACGCAGCGUACGUUAAGCGCAAAGGUCAAGGACGACGUAAAGCAAAAGGCGGGCAAGAUAUAGACGAAGAACAUUCGACGCCGUCAAGAGGCAAAUCCAAAAAGAGUGGGAAACGAGGAAACGAUUCGCUUGAUGAAAACGUCCCAUACCCUGCGAGAAGUCAAUCUGUAGGCCCUACGUCACGCACGAUCAGAAUCGUCACAACAGACAGUCUCACCGCCGCACAAAUGCUAGCUUCCGAGCAGUGUAAGAAAAACAAGAAGCCCGAGAAUGUCUGUAUACUGAAUAUGGCCUCGCCGUUGCGCCCCGGUGGUGGCGUCCUGAGCGGCGCCACAUCGCAAGAAGAAUUUCUCUGCGCCCGCACCACACUCCUGCCUUCUCUGAAAGAAGACUACUACCGUCUGCCUGAGUUUGGCGGCAUAUUUAGCCCCAAUGUACUCGUCUUUCGCACCCCUGGUCCCCUUGGCGAUGGUGCUGGGGAGUUGGGCGCCGGAGAGAGGUAUUGGGUCGACGUGAUCAGUGCAGGUAUGCUGCGAUUUCCUGAUUUGGAGGGCGAAGAAGAAGAGGUGAAAAGGCUGGGAAACAAAGACCGGGAUGUUGUGGAGAGGAAGAUGAAGGCUGUGCUUCGAAUUGCUGCGGCGAAGGGUGUGAAGAGGCUUGUUCUUGGAGCGUGGGGCUGUGGCGCGUACGGUAACCCUGUGAUUGAUGUUGCGCGGGCUUGGAGUCGUGUGCUCACUGGCUCGUCAAUAGUGGGUGCGCAGAAAGCUAAGUCUGGCCCAGCUGAAGUCUGGUCGGAUCUGGAGGACGUUAUAUUCGCUAUCACCAAUCCUAAGACAGCGAACGAUUUCGCAAACGCCUUUGACGUUGGUGUUCAGGUCGAGGACGGACCACGUAAUCCUGUUGCGAGCGAUGAAAAUGAGGGUGGAGAGGACACGGUUGCGCAGGAAUUGCGAUCGAAGAUCGAGGAAAUGGAAAGUCAAGUCAGCAAAGUAUGGAACGCAGAUCUAAAGUCAAGACUAGCAACAGUGCUCGAGGGACUCAGAGUACAAUUGCGAGAGAGAGAAAGUGGUGAGGUUGAACGCAACCCAGAGAUGAGUGGAGACGAGAUCGACACUGCUGGGUACGACUCUGAUGGAGAUAUCGAUCAACCCGACGCGGACUCUGAUGACGUGGGUGGUGUUGUACUUAAGUCGUAGC
Molecule: messenger RNA, 1477 nt
Organism: Boeremia exigua
Lineage: Eukaryota; Fungi; Ascomycota; Dothideomycetes; Pleosporales; Didymellaceae
Exons: 1
Coding region: 67-1476 (469 amino acids)
Source: RefSeq, a predicted model, not a curated record